AUGAGGAAGAUGUACUUGUACGACGAGGACUACCCAAUAGGCUAUGAUAUCGCCCUAAGGAGGCAGUUCAUGGCUACUGCACUCCUCGCCAUGACGAGCGCGGACAACUUCAAUAUGCCUUCUGCAGAAGCUCGAGGCGCGACGACUAUGGAGAAAUGGCUGCAGGACCCACUCGAUUUCACCGGCGUGUUCUUUGGAAAUGUCGAACUGUACAAGCUGUCGCCGCAAGUCUUCGGCGACCGUCUGACUAUUAUGUACAACACAUUCUGGCAGUCCACAUACGCCAGCAGAGCGAUCGGCGGAAAUCUACCAGCAUCCGUAAUGGAAACCGGCGCCAUGAACUUUACCCAGGCGCAACGCGCGGAUGCCAACAUUACAUUUGUCGCGACUGAAGCCAACAUAUCACAGGAUACCAUGCCGAUGUACAAGACAGAUUGGAGAUGGUUCGCAGCAUUAUUGGUUUGCUCAUUCAUACUGCUUGCCGCCGCAUACACCGGACUCGUACUCAAGUACAUCACGAUCGCACCGGAUAUCAUCGGCUAUGCAUCCUCGCUGACGCUUUUGAAUCCUUAUGUUCCAACACCUACGGGAGGAACUACUUUGACUGGACUGGCGAGAACAGCGUUGAUGCGCGACUACCCUGUGCGCAUAGGAGAUGUCUGCCCGAAUGAGGCCGUGGGCGCGAUAGCAUUUGCAAGAGCCGACAGGAACGUAGGAAAGCUGGACAGGAAACGAUUAUACAUCUGA
This is a messenger RNA of Alternaria ethzedia, 747 nucleotides long. RefSeq lists its product as uncharacterized. The record is from RefSeq and is a predicted model, not a curated record. The transcript has a single exon. Lineage: Eukaryota; Fungi; Ascomycota; Dothideomycetes; Pleosporales; Pleosporaceae. The coding region runs from base 1 to 747 and encodes 248 amino acids.